Molecule: messenger RNA, 816 nt
Organism: Aspergillus fumigatus Af293
Lineage: Eukaryota; Fungi; Ascomycota; Eurotiomycetes; Eurotiales; Aspergillaceae
Product: putative methyltransferase
Molecular function (GO): S-adenosylmethionine-dependent methyltransferase activity
Source: RefSeq, a predicted model, not a curated record
AUGACAUUCGCCGGCGACCAUCAAAAUGAUAUAAAAGUCCUCGCACCUGCGGUUAGCUAUACUUCUGCACACGACGCGAGCAGUAUGCCGCAAUCACUCUAUUUAUCUUCAUCUUCGAUCCCAGAAAACCACAUCGCGCGGUUAUCUACGGAGAUCGCCGCACACGACAUCCCCUCCAACCCCUCCUACGGCAUCGACUCUCCUCUGGGACUGAUCGCCUCCAACGUCCUCUCCCCAUUCUACCUCUACGCAACCCUCAAGGGCAAAUUCCAGGUCUGGGAUGACCUCCUCGCCCACACCCCCCAGGAAACUUUCAGAGCACCCACCCUCGACCUCGGCUGCGGCCGAGGAUUGGUCCUGUUGAAGAUCGCCCAAAUCAAGAAACGACUCGCCUCGUCAGAGUCCCCCGUGCCCCCCGCCUACGGCAUCGAUCUCUUCGUCAAGGGCGAUCAGAGCGGCAACGCGCCGCUGGCGACUUACAAGAACGCCGCUGCGUUGGGGGUCUGCGAGCAGACGGUGCUGCACACGGGGAGUGUUGCGGAUCUGCCGUUCUGCGAUGGGGUGUUUUCGCUGGUGACGGCCAGUCUGUCGAUUCACAAUGCGGAUAAAGCUACGCGGAAGAAGGCGAUAGGGGAGGCGGCGCGGGUGUUGGUCUCGGGGGGAUACUUGGUUGUGGUGGAUAUGGCGGGGUAUGUUGAGGAGUAUGCGGAUCUCGUCAAGCAGAUGGGCUGGACGGAUGUCUCGACGGAGUUUGGGGGGGUGAGGAUUAUGUAUGGGGCUUGGCCGUGUCGGAUCUUGAGGGCGAGGAAGCCGUGA